Molecule: messenger RNA, 272 nt
Organism: Ostertagia ostertagi
Lineage: Eukaryota; Metazoa; Nematoda; Chromadorea; Rhabditida; Trichostrongylidae
Source: the annotation of a GenBank genome assembly
AUGCAGUUCACGGCGAAACUACUUGGCGCGAAGGACGACGCAGUGACGAUUGACCUUCUACCACAAGUACAAGUACGACAUCUCAAAAUGAAAAUUGCCGAUACAAUGCUGCUUCCACAAGGAUCGUUCAAAGUUUUGAAUGCGGGCAAGCCCCUCCACGAUGACGACUCGCAGUUGAUCGCAGCAGGUUUGAAAGAAGGGGCCAAAUUGACGAUCGUAAUAAAUACUGGGGAUACGGUAAGUUUGGAGUAUCUAAAUGUAUACUUCGCAGC